Molecule: messenger RNA, 1935 nt
Organism: Striga hermonthica
Lineage: Eukaryota; Viridiplantae; Streptophyta; Magnoliopsida; Lamiales; Orobanchaceae
Source: the annotation of a GenBank genome assembly
AUGGUCGUCCCUACCGAUGCUCUUCCAGUAGCCACCAUGAUUAAUAUGGUGGCUGGCAUCAAAUUGACUUCAGCCAAUUACCUUCCUUGGCGUCGUCAGAUCACUCAUAUGGCCGAGUGUUUCGAUUUAAUAGGCCUUCUUGACGGCUCUGUCACACCUCCCUCUCAAUUCUCUCCACUGCCCGACAAUGCCACAAACCCUAAUCCUGCCUUUCUCUCAUGGCGCACCAAAGACCGUAAGCUGCUCAGUGUUAUUUACUCUUCCCUUUCUGAAGAGGCUGCAUCUGAAGUAAUUAACGCCGUUUCUUCUCGUGAGUUAUGGCUGACCCUUGAAGAGGUCUUCUCUUCGGCAUCUCGACAUCAUCAACUUCGCGAGGAACUCCUCUCGCUCCGUCGGGGUGACAUGACUGUUGAUGACUAUGGUCGGCGGUUUAAAGGAUUAUGUGAUCAAUUGUCUGCGAUUGGUCGUCCGGUGGACGCGUCUGACCAAAGUCAUUGGUUUCUUCGCGGAUUAGGUAUUCAAUUUGCACACUUCGCCGACACCCGUUUGGCCUUCUCUCCAGUUCCGGUUUUCAGGGAUUUGCUUAAUCAAGCGAAGCAGUAUGAUAUGUUAAUUCGCUCAAUGGAGACGCCGCCUUCCUCUGUCGCCUUCUAUGCUGAUCGAUCGGCGUCCUCGAGUGAUCCCUCCCGCCAUCGUUCCUCUCAUGACAGUGGCAAUCCUCAAGGGCAUAGUGGCGGUCGCAGCAAUCAUCGUGGUCGGGGUGGUCGCCAGCACUCGAAUGGUGGAGGUGGCGGUCGUCAUUCAAAUGGUGGUCGCCGGCCCUAUGUACCUCGCUGCCAGAUCUGUCAAGGAGCGCACUAUGCUGAUAAGUGCCCUCAAUUUCUUGAGUGUCGUCAAUCUAUGUCUCCGGCAAAUUUGGCGAAGGCAUUCUCCUCCUCUUGCGCUGUCUCCAACCCUCCGCCUGACUGGUGUCUCGAUUCCGGUGCAUCCACUCACAUGACGAAUCAGCCUGCCACUUUGGAUUCGCUCGAGUCAUACUCUGGUAACUCCUCUGUCAUAGUUGGUAAUGGUUCUAAUUUAUCUAUAUCACACAUUGGUUCAUGUCGUCUUCCUAACGGUAUGCGGCUUAAUGACGUUUUGGUGGUGCCACAUCUCACCAAAAAUCUUGUGUCUAUUAGUAAAUUAACUUCAGAUUUGCCGGUUGAUGUUGUGUUUUCUGGAAACUUGUUUCUUAUUCAGCAUCGGGAGACAAAGGAACCCCUGGCUCGGGGUCGAUGUGAUGGAGGCUUAUACUACAUGGAUCGGUGGUGUCCGGCAUUAGCAGCCGCUGUUCGUAAUAAGGUCUCAAAGGCAAGCUUCGAGCUGUGGCAUUGUCGCUUGGGCCAUGCUUCUUCUUCCAUUAUCUCAUUGUUACAGAAAAGUGGGUCUCUUACUGUAACUACGGAUUCAUCUAGCACUCGUAUUUGCUCUUCUUGUAACUUGGCUAAAAGGAUUACUCACUUCAUAAGCUCGAGCCGCGGAGCCGUCCUUGCAUCUUUGUGGGCUACAGUUGUGUAUACAAGGGUUUUAGGUGUCUUGACCCAACUACAUCUCGUAUCUACACAACUCGACAUGCUCAAUUCGACGAAUUGUGCUUCCCAUUCUCUCAAACCACUUCGACAAGUCCAGUUUCCAGCCUUGAUUUCUCUUCCUUUCUCGAUGACAUGCCGGCACCGCCUCUGUCUUUUGAGGACCGCGCAGCUCCCCUCCAUGCUGCAGUGCGUCCAGUCAUCAUUUCUGAUGAAGCACCAGAUCCUCCGGUCGAUCCGGUACAGCCAGCUCCUGCCCAGCCGGCUGAUCUUGUGCCGCCACCUUCACCACAGUCGGGUGCUCCUGCUCUUAUCCCGGCUGCUCCUGUUCCUGCCGUCAAUUCCACGGGUGCCUCUCACCCCAUGA